AUGGCGAGAAAAGGGACGCGUAACGGCGGACACCGUCCAACAAGCCGCGACCGGGCAGGUGGAGACUCCGGUAGCGUCGUCGAACAAGAAGAGCAGGGGGAAAGGGUAGCUCGAAAGGAGGUGGAGAUGAGGCAGGACGGGGGGUCGAAAUGCGGCAGGGGGGCACGCAGCCGGGAUUGUGGACCCCUAGGAGAGGACGAGGCAGCGCGGCGUAUUCAAAAGGCUGAGCGUAGACGACAGAGGGGUGCGAGGGUGUCCUGUCAGCAGCAGGAGCGAAACGGCGGUAAAGACGUGAUUGGGGAGGAUGUUGCAGCCAGACGUAUCCAAUCGCGGGUGAGGCGCUGGAACACCAAAGGGCAUGAGGAGAAACACUUCACACUCGCCAACGAACCAAGCGCUAACGAACGGGACGGAUUCCCCAGCAGCUCACCCGAGGGCUACGCGGCGCUAAGCUUGACCGCAAGGUCCCCCAGCCCCUCCCGGCGGCACCAGCAGCCACGGUCCUGGAUGUCUCCCGGGAAGGCGGCGGCGACCGCGGCGGCGGCGGCGGCGCAGGAGGCCGCGAGGGCAGCGGCGGCAUCGGUAAAGGCUGCGGAGGCGGCGGCGGACGCCGCGGAAGCGGCCGAGGCAGCCGCAGAGGCGGAAGAGGAGUCCCAGCAGUCGCAAUCGAACGCUUUCCGCUCGCCCCCGCGGACGAACUCCGAGCCCCGCCGACAUCCGUCCCCGGCUCAGUCUGCGUUUUGGGUCACGGACGGGAACGAGAGGGGGUCAGCAGACCACGGCCACGCCGACGGAAGCAGCCCAAAGUCGCGCACCCCCCGCCCGAUGGACGAUUUGUCCACCGAGGGGGAGGGCGGCAGAGCGGAGGAACGCCACGCAGGGGGGGUACGACAUAGAGGACAAGAUGGUGAGGAUCACGGCAGCAGUGGACGCGGAGGCACCGAGGAAGAGAUGCUGAAACGGGCGCGCGAACAGGCACGAAGGCACGCUCGAGAGCGACGGGCCCGUGCGAUGGCGAAGGAGCAAGAGUCAAAGCGAGAGCUACAGGCGGUUCAGGCCGACCUCGUAAAGGCGGAGGAACUGCGCGAAAGGCAGGCCAUGGCCGAGAAGUCUGCUUUGGAGGCCAAACGAGCUCGGGUGAUGGAAGACAUGAAGAGGCGUCAGCAAAGGUUGCAGCGCCUUCAAGAGGAAGAAGGCUUGCUACGGAGGCGGGGGGAAUCCCGAAAUUCUAGCCCCAGCAGAUCUUCCUCCGCGGAUGCCCCGUGGAACAACGGGGAGCACGGACAAGGAGCGAUAGGUGGGGGGCAGAUGGGGGCAGAGGGUGACGAUGGGGCUACGGCGGUCUCGUUGCCGCCGCUGGAGAGGGGCGGGGGGCUGGGAGACGCGCGGGCGAGGCGGAAGCCGAGGCACGUGUCGACGUUUCGGGAAAGGAUCCUGGAGGAGAGACGGCUAAGAAAAGAGGUCGACGUGUUGAAGCGGAAGGAGGUGGAGGAGAAGCACACCCGCCAAGCCGACUACGCCGCCAAGAUCCGGGCGCAGGCGAGGCGUGCCCUAGCAGCCGAGCAACGGCGCGCGCGAGCAGACGCCGACUUGAACGCUCGGAGAAGCGGCGGCAGCCAAUCAGCGGUCGACCGAACCCCGAUCGCCAUCAAGCGACCAAAGCGCGAAGGCGAGUGGGGAGUCUUCUCCUACGCUCCGGACAGACCCGCCGACGAGCCUUCCCCCAAGAUAGGACAAGGACGACCUUGCGACGGCCGCCCGGCGGAGUCUGGAUUCGGGUCUACGGGGAGGGUCCACGGGCGGCUGGGAACGUCGGAGUUGGUGGACAGGAUGAGGAAGGAGCGGGCGAGAGCGACCGAUGCGAGUCGUGCGCGGGCGGCGGCAGCGGCUGCAAGAGGAGGUGGUCGUGGCGGAACCGAACACAACGAUGGUACACAGGAUGACACCGGUGGCUACGGAAGUGAACCAAACGGGACAGCGCCGGCAGGUGGCGACGGGGGCGAUCAAGGCCGGGGUGGGCACGAAGUAGAGAUGCAUCCACGCAGACCAUCUCGUGGUGGGGGUGCGGGUAGCAGCAGUGGGAGGGCAAACGCUGCGCGGCGGUACCAAGGCGCACAAAACAGGCCGCCGCCGCCACGACAAAACCGUCCAGCCGCUACCGGAAGAAAUGUUCACGCCAUGUACGAGGAGAGGCUAGCAGCCCUCGAGCGACGCCUUGCGGAAGGAGGAGGGAAAAGAGGUGGAGGGGGAGGAAUACAAAGAGGAGAAGCAGCAGCAGGAGGACGAGAACAAGACGCAAGGACCGGAAAUCGAGGUUCGAAUGCUGGUGGAAAUCCAUCGGGUGGGAGUGGCAGCGACGGCGCGCACGCGGGAAGAACAAGCGGCGGAGCAGAGACAAGAUCGACUCGAGAGGAGGGGGAGUGGGGGGCCGAAAACAACCCUUUCGGGUACCGCAAGCUGUCCAGGGGGAACGAGGGUCCUAGAUCGAUCCCAUCGUCGGGCGUGGGUGGCGAACGGUUGGUCAAUAGCCGGAGAGGGUCCGAGGCUAGUGGAGGGGACGAUGUAGAGGGAUUGAGCACCAUGUACAUGGGCCCUAUCACGCACAAGAUGGCCGAGUUACGGGCGGGCAACGGUUGA
Molecule: messenger RNA, 2637 nt
Organism: Ectocarpus siliculosus
Lineage: Eukaryota; Phaeophyceae; Ectocarpales; Ectocarpaceae
Source: the annotation of a GenBank genome assembly